This is a messenger RNA of Rhagoletis pomonella (apple maggot), 3181 nucleotides long. RefSeq names its product dynein regulatory complex subunit 6. Gene Ontology annotation, cellular component: SCF ubiquitin ligase complex. Gene Ontology annotation, molecular function: protein binding. Gene Ontology annotation, biological process: SCF-dependent proteasomal ubiquitin-dependent protein catabolic process. The coding region runs from base 95 to 2530 and encodes 811 amino acids. NCBI's taxonomy places the organism in Eukaryota, Metazoa, Arthropoda, Insecta, Diptera, Tephritidae. The record is from RefSeq and is a predicted model, not a curated record. The transcript is spliced from 6 exons.
AAUCAGAAUAUUUCCAUGAACCAAAAAUACAAGAUCACUACUAAAGAUUUUGAUCAGUACACUGCACUAAUAACAGCGCUUUUCUGUUCAUAAAAUGGGAACAAUCCAAAACAAUGAUAAAGAGUAUAGCAGCUCGACACUUAGUUAUGGUGAAUUACCUAUGGAGAUAAUUCUUCAUAUUUUUCGAUAUUUGAGUGCUGCAGACAUGCAAAUAGCAGGUAGAACAUGCCAACGAUGGCGUGAAGCAACAUUUAAUACGGAGUUCACUAAACGAGUUUUAGUUCGAUUUUCUAAAUUAUGUCUAUCAGACAUGCUUACGCCGGCAAAGGACUACGCUAAAAGUGAAAUGCCUUUUCGGAACUUCUGCUUUGAGGAAAUCUCGUUCGGACCAGUGCAACAGGCUAUGAGCCACAUUGGGAGUACGGCUAAGGAAAUAAUAUUUGACAAUGUAGAUAUUGGAGUCAAACAGUUCUGCGAAAUCAUGAGGCUAUUACCAAAUAUAACUUCGUUAAAAAUAACGCACUGUUCACAGCUUUUUAUGUCAGGUUCAUUUUUAGAAAAUGAACCGGGCUUAAGCUUUGCAAAUAUACAUCACCUUUCCCUGAGCGAUAAUCAGUAUAUAUCGGAUGCAAUUUUAAUGCGUUUGACUGAAAUGAUGGAGAGCAUAUACUCUUUAGAUUUGUCCGGUUGCCACAUAGCUUAUCACAACGCGAUUCAACGGCGAUUUUAUCCAAAUGAAGGUGAUAUAUUACCAUGCGAAUCUAUAUUGACCUUUAAGUUCAUUAUUCGCAUAUUAGCAUUGCAUCACGAGCAUAUACGUUGCCUUAACUUUAGUAAUACAUUGAUCGGCGCCCCAGCUCUAUCUGCUCUAUGUGAGCUGGAAAGGGGAGAACUCCAUUUGCAUCGUCUUGGACUAGCGAAAUGUAGGCAAUUAAAUGCAAUAUCUCUCAAUUUACUUUUAACUUCGCAAACAAAUUUAUUGGUACUGGAUCUAUCGGACACAAUCUGCGUGAACGAUAGUUGUCUUGAUGUAAUUGUGAAAAGUGUCUCUUCGCUACAAGAGCUUAAUAUUGCUGGUUGUGUUAAUAUUUCAAAUGAAGGAGCGUCUCUUUUAAACAAAUUAAAGAACUUGAAGCAUUUGAAUGUAUCACGUUGUGAUGGUAUACAAUCGGACGGUCUUACAAAUGGAGUGGCAGCUACACUUAAUGUAACAUUGCUGAUUCUUCAUAUGAGUCAUAUACAGGUAUGCGAGGAGGCCAUCAAGGUUCUAGCUAAAAACCUUCCGGAGCUGCGAGUUCUAAACUUAGGGUACUGCGUGAAUGGAGUAACCGAUGAAUCAGUACAGAGUAUCAUUCAAAAUUUACGAUGGCUACGGGAAUUGUCUUUGGAAAGCUGCUUUAGGAUCACGGAUGCAGCUUUUACUGGUAUUAAUAUUACACAGUUAGUUCGUGCGCCCAACUUACGCAACUCGCUUGAUGGGAUUCAGUCGUAUUCAAAUCUGGAAAAUCGUGAUUGCUUAAAUAAAUCCAAUCAAUUGUUUAAGAUCUCAUUGCGAAGCAAAGCGGAAGAGGAAAUUGUUCGUGACGCCAAUAGAAAAAAAGCGAUGUUCGAAGCUUAUGAGCUAAACUUGAUUGAAGAAUGUAGUACCGAUGGCUAUAAUUUAAAGCAUUUAAAAGGUCUCAAAUCUUUAAACUUGAGUAGCUGCAAUAAAAUAUCAGAUGUGUCUUUAAAAUAUGGCAUACAAUUUCUUGAGUUGCGCCAUUUAUCGCUUUCUAAUUGCCAACAAAUUUCGCUUAUUGGCGUUCAACAAAUGGUGAAGGAUUGUCCUUCCAUAGAAAUUCUUGAUUUGUCGGACUGCGAAAGUAUUAAUGAUAAAGCUAUACAAAUAAUAACAAAAGCACUGACCAGACUCCGGAUUCUACACAUAAGUGGAUGCAGCCAGUUAACUGAUCACAGUUUGGACGCUAUCUUAGUGAAUUGCAAAAAUUUACAGAUUAUUGGAGCAGUAACCUAUAGGAGAACACUUCCUCCUUUCCAGAAAGGAAUUUUGAUGAGCAAAAAUCUCUACGGUCGUUGUUCCAUUGUCUGCAAGAAAAAAUUUUGUUUGCGGUAUUUGCUAACCUAUCGGCUGCACCAAGAUGUGUUGGAGAACUUUUUCGGUGCAAUGAGGGCGAAGGGUGGGUUGCACGAUAAUCCAACACCGAUGCAAUUCAAAUAUCGGCUCCGAAAAUAUCUUCUUGCACAAAACACAGUACUCCUCUCUGGAAGAGGAAAUGUUGGCGAAGAUGAUACAAACUGGCUUCCACUGAGAGACAUUCCUCAUUGUGACUACAUCUCGGAAUAUCUCGUUGAAUCUGAUGCCUCCAUCGUCUCUGCAGAUGAUUUUAACAUAGAGAGCGACAUAGACCAGUUCCACGAGCACGCGGUCAAGUAUAUAGCUGGCUAUAUUAUCCGCAAGCUUCAUUUAACUGGUGUGGAGUCCACGGACAAUACGUCACUUGGGUUGACGAAUUGUCGAAAGGCGGUUUAACAAAGCCUAGUUCUGCGUUUGUGAAGGAGUUAUUGAUCUUAGAAACUACUUUUAUAAAAUUUAAUGAGAAGGAAAUUUAUUGCGGUCCAAAUUAUAUGCAACAAAUGAUUAACGCCUCAAAAACUUCUCACAUGGCGGAAAAUGUAAAAAAACUUUUUUUUUUAAAUGUAGAAUGCAUUUUCGUAUUAAAAAUUUGAAUAAAUCCUUAAAGUGAUAUAAGUACACCAUUUUUAAUGUUUGUAUGCCUAUCCAUUGAGUUUAAACAGUUAAACAAAAGUAUUUCCAAAGAAAUCCACUGAUAGCGAGAACUUUUAAUAUACGUACAUAUGUAUAUAUUCGAUAUCAGUAUUUGAAAUAGUACCCAAAUAGUAAAAAUAAUCCAAUUUUUUUCCCCUUUUUCUAGUACCCUCAAAUGCAUGACUGCAAUUGGCAUGCAGAAAAAGUGAGGUUAUGUAAGUGACAUCACCUUAUAUUUAUUUCACCAUUGAGCUGUAUUAAAAAACUAAGGAAUCAAAAAAAAAAAAGAAAAUAAUUGCUCUUACUGUCGGCCAUUGUUAUCUCUGUUUGUGAAAAGUGCUAAAACGAGUGAACGAAUUUAUAAACGCGUUGUACUUAAUUGAUGAAUAUAUAUAUAUAUUAAAAGUAUAAAAU